This is a messenger RNA of Helianthus annuus (common sunflower), 1493 nucleotides long. RefSeq lists its product as uncharacterized. The transcript has 8 exons. Bases 155 to 1231 code for a protein of 358 amino acids. NCBI's taxonomy places the organism in Eukaryota, Viridiplantae, Streptophyta, Magnoliopsida, Asterales, Asteraceae. The record is from RefSeq and is a predicted model, not a curated record.
AAAAGUCAAAGGCAGUGUGGGCCGGUACGCAAGAGCUGCCGUAAGAAUAACUUCUCCCGCCAUCAUCCAAAAAAUUCACAUAAAUAAACCAUUUCUGGAUCUCACCUCACCACUUUCCUCUUUACCCAGAAACAAACACAAUCCGAUCACACAAAUGGAGCUACCGGUGAUCGAUCUGCACCCGUAUUUAUCCGCCAAUCACUCCGGCGAUACACUAACCCCCGAAUUAAAAACAAUCUGCUCAGAAGUCAGCAAAACCCUAAGAGAAACCGGAGCAUUGCUCGUAAAAGAUCCAAGAUGCUCUGCUCAAGAUAACGAUCGCUUUAUUGAUAUGAUGGAGAGGUAUUUUCAACAGCCUGAUGAGUUUAAGCGUCUUCAGGAGCGUCCUAAUCUUCAUUAUCAGGUUGGUGUGACACCGGAAGGAGUUGAGGUUCCUCGUAGUUUAGUUGAUGAGGAAAUGCAAAAGAAGCUGAAAUCGUUACCGAAAGAAUGCCAACCGUUGACUCCAACAGGUCCGGAUCCAAAGUGGCGGUACAUGUGGAGAAUCGGUUCUCGACCAUCAACAACCAAGUUUCAGGAGCUGAACUCUGAGCCGGUUAUACCUGAGGGUUUUCCCGAAUGGAAAGAGACUAUGGAUUCAUGGGGUUCUAAAAUGGUGUCCGCUAUAGAGGCUGUUGCUGAGAUGGCAGCAAUUGGGUUCGGGCUACCAAAUGAUGCAUUCACUGGUCUAAUGAAGCAAGGCCCACAUCUUCUUGCUCCAACUGGGAGUGACCUUAAACGUCAUGGCAAAGAGGGGACUGUUUUUGCAGGAUACCAUUAUGACCUUAACUUUCUAACAAUUCAUGGUAGAAGUAGAUUUCCGGGUUUAAGUAUUUGGUUAAGGAAUGGGAAGAAAGUAGAAGUGAAAGUUCCAGUCGGGUGUCUACUUAUUCAGACCGGCAAACAGAUUGAAUGGUUGACUGCCGGUGAGUGUAUAGCUGGAAUGCAUGAGGUUGUGGUGAAUAACAGAACACUUGACGCAAUUAAAGCAGCAUCACAAGAAAACCGAAGCCUUUGGAGAGUAUCCUCAACGCUAUUUUCCCAUAUAGCGUCGGAUGCUGUGCUGAAACCCCUAGGCCAUUUCGCAGAAUCGCCUCUUGCUGAAAACUAUCCACCGAUUUGUGCUGGAGAGUUUGUAGAAAAAGAGCUUUCCGUCAUUAAUCUUAAAGGAAACAAAGGAGGGCUUCAAUAAGUCCUUCGGUGAAAAAAGGUGAACUGAUGAAGGAGGAAGAUCGGACGUAGAGAGCUGCUGGGUCUACGCGUAUACAGGAAUUGAAAAGAAUAAAGUGUGGUUUGUGGUGUGGCUCUAAAUAAAUCAAUUGUUAUGCAUCUAAUUUAAGGUUUAAGUAUCUAGUCUUAGUUUUUGUUAUUUAGAUUUAAAAGUUGGUUUGUGUCUGCUACUACUCUAAUUGUAUUAAAAUCUUUCAAUGCAACUCUUUUAGUUCUACCAAGUA